AAUACAUUUGUAAGAAUAAAAAUCAAUCUGACUAAUUUCUGCUAUAUCUCUUAAUACACGUUUGCAAACAUGUUUGUAAGCUGUUCGUCCUAAGGACAUUUUUUUAUUAUAGUCGCAUGGGAUUGGUAGUAUUAUUGUAUUUUAUUAUUAUCAAAUUUUAAAUAUUGGCAAAUUGUAAUACAACUCUGCACAAAUUAGAGCUUUCGAGAACGUCAUAACAUCAGAUGGAAAGUUAAUACAAAAUAAAGAAAAAUGAUUGUAUUAUUAUUGUAAAAAUGAAAGAUUGCGGGGGAUAGAGGUAUUUAUGAAGAUCAAUUCAUCGAUUCUCUCUAUCUCUCGAAGUGGUUCAGCCAAUUUAGUGUAGACAUUGAUGAAGACCAAUUCAUCCAUUCUCUGUAUCUCUCUCCUUUAAAGAAGCAUUUUCUUCUUCCCAGUCACAAAAAAAAGGAUAAUUGUCAUUGGAUUAAAGAUGGUUGUAAAGCUAUUUGGAUGUAGCUAUGCCUCCUGCAGCAGAAGGGUUCUCGCAUGCUUGAUAGAGAAAGAUAUUGAGUUCGAAACUUUGUCUGUUGAUAUAAAUAAAGGGGAGCAGAAAAAACCAGAGUUCCUGGCCUUACAACCUUUUGGAAAAGUUCCGGUUGUCCAGGAUGGAAGUCUCAUGCUGUUUGACUCAAGGGCUAUCAUAAGGUACUAUGCUGAAAAAUUUGGAGGAGAGGGAACUUGUCUGCUGGGAAAGACUUUGGAGGAGAGAGCAUUUAUAGAUGUCAUGGUAAUUGCAUUUGCCUGGUCUUCAACCUCAGCUAUUACAGGUUGUGAGGCAUCUUGGUUGUCAGUCAUAGGACUAAGUUCAGGUGCAAGAGUCGCCUUCUUCAACAUAUAUUCAUGAAUCUAUAAUGAAUGAAAAUAGUUUAAGCCAUUAAACUAGAGAAUUGGAAGGUGUGUUACAAUAUAUGCAAAAUCAUAAACAUGAAUUCCCCAAAAAUGUUACUAAGUCCAAACGUAAAAUUCAAAAACUGCAUUAAAACAAACCUCAUUAGUUUCUGUCAGUCUGAGUUCCCAAACUUUGAUGGAUGAAUCCGGGACUUAAUGGCAAGAGCACUCCUUUCUUCCUUACUGUAAUCAAGUGACCCAAUAGCUCCCUUAUGUUUUCUUGGCAAGAAUGCAAUAAUAGCCACCAAUGUAGAUCAAACUGCGAGAAUUUUAUUACAUUAUGAGCAGAUGCAUAGCAAAACAUUAAACAUGACAUAACACUUCA
This is a messenger RNA of Cryptomeria japonica (Japanese cedar), 1252 nucleotides long. RefSeq names its product glutathione S-transferase F12-like. Bases 470 to 883 code for a protein of 137 amino acids. The record is from RefSeq and is a predicted model, not a curated record. NCBI's taxonomy places the organism in Eukaryota, Viridiplantae, Streptophyta, Pinopsida, Cupressales, Cupressaceae. Gene Ontology annotation, molecular function: glutathione transferase activity; glutathione binding. Gene Ontology annotation, cellular component: cytoplasm. The transcript is spliced from 3 exons.